AUGAUGUGGAUAGUGAAUUUUACGAGGCUGAAGAAGACUACAAUGGCGGAGUUACCUCUUCACAUCAUCGAGAACAUACUGUUGAGAUUACCAGUCAAGUCUCUGAUCCGUUCCAGGUGCGUCUGCAAAGCUUGGCGCACAUUAAUUUCCCAUCCCCAUUUCGUUAAAAGUCACCUCCGACUACCACAAACCCAAGCUAGAACUCAGUUUUGUACCCUAAACUAUGGCGAACCUGGGGACAAUUACUAUCUGGUAGUUGGAGCCUCUACCAAAGACUGCGAAGCAUUUAGCGAUGAUAACGGUGGGGCAUUGGCAUUUGAUUAUUUAUUUGAUAUUGGAAGAUUUAAAUACGAAGUCGUUCUUCUGGAUUCCUGUGAUGGGUUGUUGUGUUUAGUUGAUUUGGAGAAUAAGAUUGUCUUAUGGAACCCAUCUACCAGACAAUGCAAUCAAUUACCACCAAAUCCUAACGUUCUGGAUUUUCUUGGUUGCCAUGGAUUUGGGUAUGACUCCUUUGCCGAUGACUACAAGGUAUUUGUCGUUUCUAUGCUCAAUCCUAACUUUGAGACUGUGGUGGAUGUUUUCUCGCUGAAAUCCAAUAAAUGGAAAAGAAUUCAGGAAAAACACCAUACUAGGGCUGCGCGCAUGUGUGCAACUGUUUUACAUGGGGCACUCCAUUGGGUAGCUUAUGAUCCUAUUCUUGGCUUUGAUGCAAUCAUGGCUUUUGAUUUUGAAAAGGAGCGGUUCCGGGAGAUGGCAAUUCCGAGAGAAGAAGAAGAACUAUAUGUUAAGUUGAGGGUUGUAGGAGGAUGCCUUUGUGUACAUGGUUCUAAAGAUCCAAGUAAGAUGUGGGUUAUGAAAGAGUAUGGUGUUGACACAUCUUGGAGUAAGAUGGCUUCCCCAUAUAACAGUCUU
Vitis riparia (riverbank grape) is the source of this 912-nucleotide messenger RNA. RefSeq names its product F-box/kelch-repeat protein At3g06240-like. The transcript has 2 exons. The annotation marks the transcript as partial. The record is from RefSeq and is a predicted model, not a curated record. Lineage: Eukaryota; Viridiplantae; Streptophyta; Magnoliopsida; Vitales; Vitaceae. Gene Ontology annotation, molecular function: protein binding.